Messenger RNA from Aspergillus niger, 1866 nucleotides. RefSeq lists its product as uncharacterized. Lineage: Eukaryota; Fungi; Ascomycota; Eurotiomycetes; Eurotiales; Aspergillaceae. The transcript has 9 exons. Gene Ontology annotation, molecular function: nucleobase transmembrane transporter activity. Bases 1 to 1866 code for a protein of 621 amino acids. The record is from RefSeq and is a predicted model, not a curated record. Gene Ontology annotation, cellular component: plasma membrane. Gene Ontology annotation, biological process: transmembrane transport; nucleobase transport.
AUGCGCAACAACGAUGACCCGAACAGCCUCGUGAACGGGGCUGACACCUCCUUUAGGGAUAGCGUCGGAGCGUGGAAACGCCGUGAUUGGCCGAGGGUGGCCGGGGUCGAUACACUGCGUCCUCUGUCUUUCCUACUGGUCCAUAGCAAGGCAUCAUGGCGAGGUUUGGCAGUCGGGUGGUCUCCGCCCUCGAGCUGGAGUCCAGCCAGGACUCGCGCUGGUCCAACGAAGAUCUGCUUCCCACUCCUCCGGAGCAGUGCAGUAAGUCUUGAACUUGACCCAGUGCCUGCUCAUGCCAGUGCUAAUGAUGCAGCCUGGCGCUGGUGGAACUAUGUCUCGUUCUACUGGUCCAUUUCCUUUACCAACUGGACCUUGGGAUCGACCAUGAUCGGUAUCGGUCUCAACUGGUGGCAGUCGAUUAUCGUCAUCUUCGUCUCCCAGCUCAUCUCAUCCGUCGCCAUGGCAUUCAACUCGCGCGCCGCCAGUGUAUAUCACCUUGGUUUUCCCUGCGUCGGGCGCAGCGUGUUCGGCAUGUGGGGGAGCUACUACUUUGUGGGUGCGCGAGCGGUGUUAGCCAUCGUGUGGUUUGCCAUUCAGAUGGACUUUGGCGCCGAAUACAUGUAUAACAUCCUGCGGGCGAUUUUCGGUCACCACUACACCGAUAUCCCCAACCACAUCCCAGCCAGCGCAGGUAUCACCACGCAGAAGAUGCUGGCCUUCUUCCUCUGCUGGCUGGUGCACCUGCCCUUCUGCCACUUCCGUCCGUACCAGCUGCGCAAGUUCUUCAUUUUCAAGACCUUCAUUUCCCUGCCCGCCAUGUUCGGAUUGUUCAUUUUCGCCAUGGCCAACACCAAGGGUCAGCUGGGGACCAUGUACACGGCUGAGGCACGGUCCACGACGGCAACUGCCUGGAUGAUUAUCGCGGGAAUCAACAGUGGCUUGGGUAAUACGGCCACGUUGAUCACCAACCAACCCGACUACUGCCGUUGGACAAAAACCCGCAACGCCCCGCUCUGGACCCAAUUGCUCUCAAACCCGAUCGCGGUGACGCUCUCAGCAAGUCUGGGUAUUCUGGCGACAGCCGCCAUCAACAACAAAUACGGCACCGAUAUCUGGAACCAAUGGGACAUGAUGGAGUUCAUCCUGGACCACUACUGGUCCGGCACGACCCGAUUCGCCGUGUUCCUCGUGGCCUUUGCCUGGCUGGUGCAGAUCCUCGGAACCAACAUUGCGGCCAACAUGAUUUCCUUCGGUGCGGAUUCGUCCAUGCUGUUCCCGCGCUUCAUCAACAUGCGUCGCGGACAGUACAUUGUGCAGACUCUCGCGUGGGCCGUCGUGCCGUGGGAGAUUCUCACAUCGGCGACGAAAUUCGAGGACUUUUUGUCCGGGUAUGCGUUGUUCAUGGGCGCUGUUGUGGCCAUCAUGGUGUGCGAGUACUUCUGCUUCGCCAAGGGCAACAUCUUCCUCUCGUCCCUGUAUGACGGCACAAAGCUCAACAAAAACUACCGAUACUACGGCGGGUGGAACAUCCAAGCCGUUAUCGCGUACAUCAUUGCUAUUGCACUGCCAUUCCCUGGCUUCGUCGGCUCCCUCGGCGCCAGCGUCUCCACCACUGCGACCCGCAUGGGCGACCUCGGGUGGAUCCUCUCCUUCACCACCGCCUUCGUGAUGUACUACAUCAUCUGCACGUUCUGGCCCACGGAGAACCAGAAAUUGAUCCAGAAGCAGGGGUUGACGUGGGAGCAGACGGCCAAGGAUACGGACCCGCAGGACUUUUAUCUGAAUGGGGCGGGACUUGGGGGUGUGGAUGAGCCGGUGGCGGCUCAUCAGCAGGUGGUUGUUGAGAAGGGGGUGAAGGAUGUAUAA